AUGGUUGGAAAGGCUAGAUCUUCUAAUUUUACAUUAUCUGAAAAGCUUGAUUUGCUAAAGCUGGUAAAGCCAUAUGUUAAAAUUCUUGAAGAGCACACUAAUAAACAUUCAGUAAUAGUGGAAAAGAACAAAUGCUGGGAUAUCAUAGCAGACAAAUAUAAUGCUAUUGGAGUAGAUCGCCCGCCUCGUACAGCACAAGGCCUGCGUACCCUCUAUAAAAGGCUCAAAGAAUACGCCAAACAGGAGCUCUUGCAGCAAAAGGAGACUCUGUUAGAUCAUAGGAGCAGUAUUUCUGAGCCAACCAAGAAAGUUGUGGAAAUGAUUCCCCAGAUUUCCAGUGUGUGCCUAGGAAGAGACAAGAACAAUAUACAAAGUGCAAACGUGGAUAAGGAAGCGCAUGCAGGUACCAGUUUGCCACAGGUGAUGUUGGAACACCAUCCUAUUGCUAUUACAGUGGAAUUGGACCAAGAAGAAGAUAUUAAACCACCUCCUUCACUAAUUGUAGAUGCUCAACAGAAUGAGACAUUAGAACAAAGAGAAGAGCAUGAAUUGGUCCGUGUUAUGGAGCAAUCUUCACCCUCGCUCUCUCCUGUUGAUACAAGAAUGACAUUAUCACCAUCUUCUCUUCCAAGGAGAGAUGAUUUUUUUAGACAUGAAAGCGGAGAACAUUUUAGACCAUUAUUAGGAUAUGACCCACAAACAUUGCAAAUGAUGAAGGAGGAGCAUCAGAUAAUUUUAGAAAAUCAAAGAAAAUUUGGACUGUAUGUUCAAGAAAAGAGGGAUGGAUUAAAGAGAAGGCAGCAGCUUGAGGAAGAACUUCUAAAAGCAAAAAUCAAAGUGGAGAGGCUGAGAGCAAUACGCCUAAGACGAGAUCUUCCUGAAUACAAUAGUCUCUAA
Gracilinanus agilis (Agile Gracile Mouse Opossum) is the source of this 897-nucleotide messenger RNA. It is a transcript of the gene FSBP, whose product is annotated as fibrinogen silencer binding protein. Lineage: Eukaryota; Metazoa; Chordata; Mammalia; Didelphimorphia; Didelphidae. The record is from RefSeq and is a predicted model, not a curated record. Bases 1 to 897 code for a protein of 298 amino acids. The transcript has 2 exons.